Messenger RNA from Linderina pennispora, 2169 nucleotides. Its product is annotated as acyl-CoA oxidase. Gene Ontology annotation, biological process: fatty acid beta-oxidation using acyl-CoA oxidase; lipid homeostasis. Gene Ontology annotation, cellular component: peroxisome. Lineage: Eukaryota; Fungi; Kickxellomycota; Kickxellomycetes; Kickxellales; Kickxellaceae. The transcript has a single exon. Bases 15 to 2093 code for a protein of 692 amino acids. Gene Ontology annotation, molecular function: fatty acid binding; FAD binding; acyl-CoA oxidase activity. The record is from RefSeq and is a predicted model, not a curated record.
CUUUAUAACAAACCAUGCAAAUUCCCAAGGGACUCGAGCCAAUGUACCCGUCGACAGCCGACGCGCUUCAGGCAGAGCGCAGCCGGGCCAAGUUUGACGUAUCUGAGAUGCACAAGUUCAUCGUCGAUGCGGGUACCCGCUCACGCACGGCCAAGGUGCUCAAGGUGCUGGAGGCGGAGCCAGAGACAUUCAACCUGCGCGACAUCUACUUCUACAGCCGCACGGAGCGCAUGGAGCACGCGCUGAAGAUGGGCAAGCGCCUGAUCGAGCUGAUGCAGGAGGGCAAGCUGACCAACGACGAGGUGUCGUGGGCAGACACGAUUCUGGACACUAUGGGGCCAUACGCGCUGCACCGGUCGAUGUUCCUGCCGACGCUGGAGAGCCAGGCGAACGAGGAGCAGCGGGAGCUGUUCCUGAAGCCGGCGCUCAAGUACGAGAUCCUGGGCUGCUACGCGCAGACAGAGAUCGGCCACGGGUCGAAUGUGCAGGGGCUGGAGACCACGUGCACGUUUGUGCCCGAGACUGGCGAGUUCGAGGUGCAUUCGCCCAGCAUCCGCGCAAGCAAGUGGUGGAUUGGCUCGCUAGGCGUCACGGCCACGCAUGCGAUGGUGAUGGCGCAGCUGAUUGUCAAUGGCAAGAACUACGGGCCGAACCCGGUCGUGGUGCCGAUCCGGUCGACCGAGACGCACAAGCCGCUGCCGGGCGUCACUGUCGGCGAUCUGGGCCCCAAGUUUGGAUUCAAUGCCAUGGACAACGGGUUCCUGCUGCUGGAUCACGUGCGGGUGCCCCGCAUCAACCUGAUGCAGCGCUACAUCAACGUGUCGCGCGACGGCAAGGUGUCGCGGCCGGCCAACGUCGACCCCAAGGUGGCCUACGGCACCAUGGUGUAUGUGCGCACACAGAUUGUGCGCAACAUGAGCCAGGUGCUGGCCAAGGCCACGACCAUUGCGCUGCGGUACACGUCGCAGCGGCGCCAGUUCUCGGGCAAGUCCGACAACCCGCAGCCCAACGGCCUGGAGUCGCCGGUGCUGGACUACGGCAUGGUGCAGUACCGCCUGAUUCCGCUGCUGGCGCAGAACUUCGCCAUGUUUGCCACGUCGCAGGCAUUUGCGCGGCACUACGAGCAGUGCAUGGACCAGCUCAAUGCGGGCAACUUUGGCCCGCUCAAGGAGCUGCAUGCGACCGCCUGCGGGCUCAAGCGGUGGACCUCGGACGUGGCCAUUCGCGGCAUUGAUACGUGCCGUCACGUGUGCGGCGGCCAUGGCUUCUCGAGCUUCUCGGGCCUCAACGACUUCUACGGCAACUCGUACCCGAACAUCAUCUGGGAGGGCGACAACUACGUGCUGUCGCAGCAGGUCGGCCGGUUCCUGCUGACCCAGGUCCGCGCACUGCGCUCCGGCAAGCCCGUGGCCGACAACCAGACCACGCAGUACCUGCGCCGCCACCUGACCAACGGCCGUCUGGAGACGGUCCCGGGCCCGGCCUUCAUUGGCAAGUCCGUGGCCUCGUUGGCUGCCGACACCGAUGCGCAGCUCGAUCUGCUUAGCUACCGCGCGGCCGCCAUGGCCUCUGAAUUGGUUGACCGGAUGGACGAGCACGGCCAGACGUGGAACCAGUCGCUGGUGGCCAUGCAGCGCCUGUCCGAUGCCCACUCGGACUACAUUGUCGCCAACUACUUCCGCCAGCACCUGGCCACGCUGCCCACCGACUCGCCGAUCCUGCCCGUACUGCGCAAGAUCGCCGCCCUCAACUUCCUCUAUGUGCUUGAGCAAAACCCCGGCGACCUGUUCCGCCUGCCCGGCCGCGCCGCCUUCUCCACCAAGCAGAUUGUGGAGAUCGAGCAGCUGCUGGCCAAGCUCAUCGAGGAGGUGCGCGACCAGGCGAUUCCGCUGGUCGAGUCCUUUGGCGUCUCCGACCUGAAGCUCAAUUCCGCCCUGGGCCGCAGCGACGGCCAGGUCUACGACAACUACCUCAAGUGGGCAAUGGAGGAGCCCAUUAACAGGGAGGGCACUGGCGACAAGAUCCGCGAGGAGUGGUUCCAGAAGUACUACAAGCCGUUCCUGCAGCCCACCAAGUCGCAGGCCAAGCUCUAGAUUAAGAAUCUCAUACUAGCUGUCUAGUGUUUAUCUCUUCUUUUGGCCAUAACCCAAUGUAUUUUCUAUGCAGAGA